This is a messenger RNA of Oryzias melastigma (Indian medaka), 843 nucleotides long. RefSeq names its product mitochondrial ribosomal protein S23 (gene mrps23). The record is from RefSeq and is a predicted model, not a curated record. NCBI's taxonomy places the organism in Eukaryota, Metazoa, Chordata, Actinopteri, Beloniformes, Adrianichthyidae. The transcript has 5 exons. Gene Ontology annotation, biological process: translation. Bases 35 to 652 code for a protein of 205 amino acids. Gene Ontology annotation, cellular component: mitochondrion; ribosome. Gene Ontology annotation, molecular function: structural constituent of ribosome.
GCGCUGUCCCGUCCGGCGGGCGGCGCUAGCGAGCAUGCUCGUGGCCUCCUCACCGCAGAAGAAGAGUGCAGAACAGGAAGGUGACGGUUCUGGAGGUGACGGUUCUGGAGGUGAGAUGGCGGGCAGCAGACUGGAGCGGUUCGGUACCGUGUUCAGCAGGGUUCGAGACCUGAUGCGCUCUGGCGUGAUACAGAAGGCCGACAAACCCAUCUGGUAUGACGUGUACGAGGCCUUUCCCCCAAAGAGAGAGCCGCUGUAUGUGAAGAAGCAGUUCAGACCUGCAGUCAACAAGCAGGACUCCGUUCCUGAGAUCUUCUACAGAGAGGAUGAAGUCAGAGCGAAGUUCUAUGAGCAGUAUGGGAUGGGCUCUCGGCCCCUUGACCUGUCCAAACCGAACUUUGUAUCCACCUGUCAGAGAUUUGUCACAAAGUUCUACGAGUUAAAGAGCCGCAGUAACCUAAGUGACUCCGCCUUGUUCGAGGAGACUGGAAAAGCUUUGUUGUCUGAGGGUGUGAUCCUGAAGAGGAGAGGACUCGUUCCUGGGGAGUCAUCCAGGGAUACUGUGCUUGACUCGAAGCUGACCGACAUGCUGGAAGAGCAGCAGCAUGCAGAACCGGAGCCAUCAACGCCGAUUAUGCCAACACAAUCCUGAAUAUGGGCUUCAUCCCGGCCACAGUGGAAUGGACAUAUUUUGUUGUCCAUAAGAAGCUCAGCCUGCUGUCCCAUGUUUGUAAAAAUACUAUGGAUACUUAAAGUAAAACUAUUUUUUUUCUUUUCUUUUUUUAAUUUAAAUUGUGAUUUCAUGUGGUGUUUGGUUAUUAAACCAUGACACUGACUUACACA